Bacillus rossius redtenbacheri is the source of this 720-nucleotide messenger RNA. RefSeq names its product circumsporozoite protein-like. The record is from RefSeq and is a predicted model, not a curated record. Lineage: Eukaryota; Metazoa; Arthropoda; Insecta; Phasmatodea; Bacillidae. The transcript has 7 exons. The coding region runs from base 1 to 720 and encodes 239 amino acids.
AUGCAUCUGCGGCGGAGGGGGGUUGAAGGUGCCUGGGAAGGGGUUGCCAGGACGAGCGGUCUUGGGUCCGAGCCCAACCCUGCCCGUCCCUUGGGCCACGUGAUAGUCAAGUGCGUCCUGGGCCGGGGGGUGGGGGAAGCGGUCGCCACGUCGUCGGGCAGCGUGACGGAGGAGGCCGGUGGUGUAGAUAGUCGUCACUGCAGGUUCAUGCUGCUGGGCCAACGCUUCGUUAGCCGGCCAAGUGAGCAGCCGGCUCUGCUGAAGGCUCAGUCCGGCCAAGCUCUGGACCGGCCAAGUGAGCAACCAGCUAGGCUGGAGGCUCUGUCCGGCCAAGUGGGCAGCCGGCUAGGCUGGAGGCUCAGUCCGGCCAAGUGGGCAGCCGGCUCUGCUGAAGGCUCAGAACAGGCCAAUGGGCAGCUGGCUCUGCUGAAGGCUCAGAACAGGCCAAGUGGGCAGCCGACUAGGCUGGAGUCUCUGUCCGGCCAACCGGCUCUGCUGAAGGCUCUGGACCGGCCAAGUGGGCAGCCGGCUCUGCUGAAGGCUCAGAACAGGCCAACCGGCUCUGCUGAAGGCUCUGGACCGGCCAAGUGGGCAGCCGGCUCUGCUGAAGGCUCUGUUCGUCCAAGUGGGCAGCCUGCUCUGCUGAAGGCUUUGGACCGGCCAAGUGAGCAGCCGGCUCUGCUGAAGGCUCUGGACCAGCCAAGUAGGCAGUCGGUGUAA